CUGGGUGCCCAGUAUCUGCUCUCCCUCCCCAAAGGUCUGCAGUCUCUUAGUCAUCCCCUGUACUGUCUGCAGUCUCUGGUCAGGCCCUGUACUGUCUGCAGUCUCUUGGUCAUCCCUGUACUGUCUGCAGUCUCUGGUCAUCCCCUGUAUUGUCUGCAGUCUCUUGGUCAUCCCCUGUAUUUUCUACAGUCUCUUGGUCAUCCCCUGUAUUUUCUACAGUCUCUUGGUCAUCCCCUGCACUGUCCGCAGUCUCUGGUCAUCCCCUGUACUGUGUCCGCAGUCUCUUGGUCAUCCCCUAUACUGUCUGCAGUCUCUGGUCAUCUCCUGUACUGUUCGCAGUCUCUGGUCAUCUCUUGUACUGUGUCCGCAGUCUCUUGUCAUCUUCUGUACUGUGUCCGCAGUCUCUGGUCAUCUCUUGUACUGUCCGCAGUCUGGUCAUCUCCU
Staurois parvus is the source of this 444-nucleotide messenger RNA. Lineage: Eukaryota; Metazoa; Chordata; Amphibia; Anura; Ranidae. The record is from the annotation of a GenBank genome assembly.